This is a messenger RNA of Pecten maximus, 6296 nucleotides long. RefSeq names its product tetratricopeptide repeat protein 17-like. Lineage: Eukaryota; Metazoa; Mollusca; Bivalvia; Pectinida; Pectinidae. The coding region runs from base 10 to 3855 and encodes 1281 amino acids. The record is from RefSeq and is a predicted model, not a curated record. Gene Ontology annotation, biological process: actin filament polymerization. Gene Ontology annotation, molecular function: protein binding. Gene Ontology annotation, cellular component: actin cytoskeleton; cytoplasm. The transcript has 26 exons.
UAGUUGCUCAUGAAUAUUUAUGAGUUUCACAAGAUGGCGGCGACUGUUUUGGUUGUGGUGUUGCUUGUAGCUCACCACUUUCCAAUAGCUGGCGGAUCGUCGCAUUGGGUCGUCACCGAAGAAGGCCUAGUUCGGGCUCAGGCUGACACUGUUUUUAACCUACGGCGACCUUAUGACCUGGUGGCUUUCAUGAGGCAGGAUGAGAGGACAGAGAUGCUGGAAGGUCUCAAAGCAGAGUUACUGACGAGAAAAGAUGAGAUUGACAGAAAUGAGGACCGAGAUACUGGUUUGGAACAGAGGUUUUACAAAACAGAUGCAGACUGUCUAAAAGCAGGCAAACCAUUGCCAGAGUUUGACCUCUAUAUAAGUACAGUACUUCCACUAGAGAACAAAGGCAUCAGACCAGAGGAACAUAUAGAUGUAAACCAGCCUCUCCACAGCAUACAUUCACCACCCGACUGUACCCUAUUCUCAGAGCUUGACUACAGUAUACAUGCCUUCGAACAUUUAGAGGGGAUGAAAGUGAGGGAUAUGUUGUCGGGAACACCUGAGCUAGGCCUGAAGAAUGCCAUCACUUACCAGGAUGAUGUUGACCAAUAUGGUAGUAGGGUGUACCAUGCCCUGCUCAAGAAUGACACAUCUUGGGUAUUGUAUAACAUGGCUGCAUUUUAUUGGAGGAUAAAAGGUGAUCCUUAUCAGGUGAUUGAGUGUGUGAGACGUGCUCUACACUACUCACCCAGACACCAGAAGGAUGUUGCCCUAAUUAGUUUAGCCAAUGUUCUACAUCGGGCACGAUAUUCCAAUGAGGCGGCUAUUGUUGUCCACGCAGCCCUAGACAUCUCCAAAGAACGAAAUGUUAACCACUUCACACUGGGAAACAUCUAUGCUGUACUGGCAGAGUACAAUAAAUCUGUGAUCUGCUUCGAAAAUACUCUCAAGAUUCAACCGGACUUUGAGGCAGCCGCAAAACGUAAACAUGCUGUUCACUGCCACGCUAAACUGGAAAAUGCUUUAGAAGCCCAACACAGAUCACUCCAAAGGACACUGAAUGAUUUAAAGGACUAUCAGAAGAAACAUGAUUUCUGGCAAAAUCAAAAUGAAAAACUUUUAUCAGAACAGGUGUCAAAUGAAGUCAAACUUCUGCAGCACAAAGCCUUUGAAUCAUACAAAAUACGCGACUCUACUAUAGAUAUAGGUGAAUACUGUCGGAUGGUGGACCGAGAUGGAAAGCAGGUACUUAUGUGUACCUGGGGAAAGAAGGCCUCCAUUGUUGAAUACUACGAGAUACAGGAGGAGAUUGUGGAUUCAACAUCUCCAAAGGAUGGCAAACAGCUCACUAACACGUGGGACGAGAGACCUCAAACAACCGACUACUCCAAACCUGUACGUGAUCCUCUAUUUACCAAGGAUGGACGUGACAAAGAGGCAACUGUUAAAACGCCCCUGCUGGAUGAUGAUUGGCCCAGUAAGGAGGAAUGUGACACUCAUGUACAGAAAGUCCCAGAUCCCCGCAAUCUUUCUAUGAUUUACCUCUCACCAGAAAACAAAGGCUUUGAGGUAAAGGCAUUGUUGACAGAGGCUCAGAACUUGACGCCCGGUGAUGAGCACCCAUUACCUUGGUACCCUCCAGUAUGUGUGCCACUGGAGGAGAUCCCAGAGGGCAGUUCAAAGAGUUACGACCACAUAAAAUCUGUCAGCAGAGAAGAACGUACCAGGAUGCCACUGAAAAUGGCUGACAAGUCUAUCCGCCAGACACUGUUAAACCAUGUGAAUGAGGGAGUGGUAACAGAGGAGGAAGUCGGCCAGAGGAUACUCACUGCUCUCAAAAAGAAUGUUGGUCCCAAAUGGAUAUUAUAUAACCUGGCAGGGAUGUACUGGCGUAUCAUAGGUAACAACUACCAUGGUAUCGAGUGUAUCCGACGAUCUCUCGUCUAUGUUCCUGACAAAUACAAGGAUGUACCUCUUGUCAACCUUGCCAAUAUCCUCUACCGGUGGGGACGCUACGAUGAUGCUGUAAAAGUCAUGCGGGAUGCUCUCAAUAUCAGCGACAUUGAACCUGCAUCCCAUUUUUUCUUCGGCAAUGUGUUGUGGGCGUCAAAGAAUUAUACUGGAGCUGUGAAGCAUUAUCAGAUCUCGCUGGAGAUUCUCCCUGACAACCCUGAGGUGGUCAGUACCUUGCGUGCCAUCAAGUGUUUCCAGCGGUACCACCAGGCUACACAAUCUGUGGCUCCACAGGAAACAGCACCACCAGUUCCCACCGCCAACUGUCAGCCCCGGCCAGCUGCUAUGGGAAAGGGAAAAGAGACAGAGAGCAGAGUUAUUUGCAAAAGGGAGAAUGGCGAGGAGAAGUGUGUGAUCGAGACGCGGAGUCGCAGUAAGUCUGGGGAGUGUAAUGGUCACUGUACUCAGACCUGCACCGUCACUCCCAUCAAACUGGACAGUUGUGCUGGGGACAUCCAUUCAUCAGAACUACCUGCUUUGAAUGGAGAUGGAGGACAAUGUCCAUCUGCUAAGACCCAGGUGUCUAACGGAGGGCCAGAUGAACCUACAUUUGGUAGUGACUUCAGCACCAAGUUGGACGAGAUCAGCGAGUACUAUCUGACCAAAGGUGUUUGUCAGGGUGAGGAGUGUAGCCAGCUCCGAGUCCAGGAAGGAGGACAGAAACCACAUAUAAAGUUGGAUUUUAUUAAUGGAGUUUUACACCAGAAGCUUAUCUUUGUCUCAUCCCCUAAUGAACUACAUGUAGAACCUGAUGAAUGUGUGAUAUUUAAUGAUGGUUCCAAGUCCAGUGGAUGUAACCAGGCCGAGUAUCGCGCCUAUCUUGAAGAAUUUGACUUUAGUAAGGAGGAUUUUGACCAGAUACAAAUGGUAUUUAUUGAACACCGGUCUGGCACUGACCAACCCUGUAUACGUAGUAAACCUGAUCCACCCCAUCAGAGCUCACAGGAUGAGAGCCAGUCUCAGUUGGAGAAACUUCCUCCCUUGGAGCCAGAGGGACCCCCAGCUCAGGAGUAUGUCGGCGAAAAUUCUCGUUACGGUAGUCCCAGAAUCCCUCAGCUGAAUGAUGGAAAGUCUAUUAUUGAAGAUGAUUGGUUUCCAGAUAGUGAACUGCCAGACACCAGUGUGCAUGUGACUAUGAGGUACACUCUGCGACCUCCGACCCUGCGUGAUUGUAAAGAUGUCAAGGACAUCAACUUUAAGGAGUUCACAAGUACCUGGCUAUCAGUCUCCGCAAAAGGAAUUGACCUGAGGAAGCACAUUGACUUUGAGACAGUGAUCAAGCGAGACUUUGAGGAGCCAUAUUGUAUUACAGAUGUGAACAGUCAGCUAGAUCUUGAUAGUCUGCCGGGCAUCACACACAGCGAGACACUCAAUUACUUUGCUGAAACGGGCCUCAAGGAGGUCCUCCACAAGCUUGGUGGGGAGUCCCAGCCUGUAGGUGUUGUAGGCACAAGGAUUGCUCAUGCCUUGAAGAAGAACUCGACUUCAUGGGUCCUGACCAAUGUGGCUGCCCUUUACUGGAGGGUGGAGGGUGAUGCCAAGAGGGCCAUACAGUGUCUCCGCCUGUCUCUUACCACUGCCCCAACAGAGGUCAAGGAUACUUCCCUUGUCAGUAUAGCCAAUGUCCUUCACCGAGCCGGCUACAUCAAUGAUGCCAUCGUAGCUACAGAUCUGGCCCUGCAUAUUUCCAAACGACUUGUUGUUAGCCAUUUUACAAUGGCCAACCUGUAUGCUGCUAAAGAACAAUGGGAGCAGGCAAAAAUGUUCUAUGAGUCGACUCUGGGCCUUCAAACCUCCUUUGAACCAGCCAAACAACGCCUGAAAACUAUAAUGUGUAAAAUACUCAAAUCAUAACCUAUGGAUUAACAUUAAAUAUUUUCCAUUCUCUUUACAAUCUUAUAAACUUUUGUUAUCAGAAAGUCCUACCACUACAGAUAUAGCAAUAUUUCCCAUUCUCUUUACAGUCACUUAAGUGGCCAAGCAUACAUGGAACCAAGGUGACAGCUAUAAUGUUUUACUCCUAGCAUUUUAAUGAGGAGCUAGAAUGUUUCUCAAAAAGCUAACAAUUUACUGUAAACAUACAAUAUUUGGCGCACUCAAAUUUUAGCGCAUUUCUAAAUUUUAGAUUUGUAUUGUAGACCAACCUAAUGUAUUCAGUUUCUAUCUUCAUCCUUUAAAGAAUUGCCUUUAGAUCUGGUAUUGUAGCUUAUUUUUAAUAGACAAAUUUCAUAUGUUCCUGUCGAUCAAAAUGAAGACUUAAGGGAACGAUACAUUCUUAUUAGUAACAGUCAUUCAGUUUUGGCUCAUCAUGUUUCAUUAACUUGAUAAGUUCAUCCAGAAAGUGGAGGGUCGGAGAACAAACUGCUUGCUGGCGUAAGACCUAAAUUAUGGUAACAGGGUACCUCAAGUAAUGAGGACAGUUCAACUACCUCCAGUCAAAAGCUGACCACUUAUAGGUCAAGUUAACUGACCAACAGUCAAGGAGUUUGUCUUGACGGGAAAUGAGUUAAUUUAAUGAUUAGUGGUAUUUGUUCUUUGUAAACAUCAUAUAUGUUUGUGAUAAUGAGUAUAAUUUAUUUAAUUCUAUUAUUAGUGUUUGUACUUUGUAUAACAUUGUAUAUGUGUAUGAUAAUGAGCAUAAAUCAUUUAAUUCUAUUGUUAGUGUUACUUUCACUUUUUUAUGAUCUUGUAUAUGUGCUGUGUGUAUGUGUGAAUUGUUUUUAUUUAAAAUGGAAACUUAUGAAAAUCCUUAAUUAUUUUUGUUUUAAAUGAAGACUUUUUGGUGAAGAAAAUUAAUGUAAAAUGAUUUUUUUUUGUUAUGACCCUGGACCUUUAUGAUAAUUAAUACUAUCACUUGCCAGUACAAUGAAAACGCUUGGAAAAUAAAAAAAAAAUGUAAAUAUAGAAAAAAAAGGAAAACUAAAUGAAAAUAAUGUUAGUACUUGCUCUAAACAACUUUAGACAUGAGAAAUUAUCUUCAAGAUAUGCUUAUCAUAUCUAAUUGUUGAAAGUUUUAAAUGUUACAAGGAAAACUGCUAAGAAAGUGCUUAUCAUUUGUACGAAGUCUUGUUAUGUUAUCGGUAUUGUGCUUGUACUAAUGAUCUCUUUUGAUAACCUAUACUAUACAACACCAAGUUUUUCUGGACAUUUGCAAUAAUUUGAAUUUAUUUUUGUCAUAUUUAAUAUUGGUUAAUUUUCAUUCUUAAUUCUGGCUAUUUUUAGCAUUUAUUUUGUAUCUUGUGAAAUAGUUUCCUCCCUCAGUUUCAUCAUUUAAGCAUUGAGCAGCAUAACAAAUCUGUUUAUUGAUGUCCGUAAUUGAUAAGGAAUUAGUCUGUUGAUCGAAAACUGAAGUGCAUUCUGAAUAAACCACGAGACAGCUUGUGUAAAUAAUACACUUCAGUUUUCAAUCUAUACAUCAAUAGACUAAUUCAUUAUCUAUUUUAUAGCUUAUGAUUUAAUUUCAAAGCUGAAAGAGAAAAAUAUGUAUAUUAGAAUAUGAUUAUUGUUUAAAUCAAAAUGUGAUUAUUAUCCUCUGAACCAAUGAUUUUGAUAUAGGCCAAAUAGGGAGUGUUUGAAAUUUUGUGUGUAUCAAUCGCCAGUUCAGUCUCAAUAUUAAGUAUAUGUAUGUGGUUGAGAUAUACAUCAACAACUGACAUCUCAAUGGCCCACCAUGUUUUUGUAAGGUAAUAACAGAGUCCUUGACAAGAUUGCAUAUAUACACAUAUAUGUCCCCUGAACUGAUGAUACCAUGAAAAAACCCCGAUCUUUGGCACGGAAACAUGAAAUAUUCAGGUGAAAUUUUGCUCUAAAUUCAUAGCCAUGAAGUUUAUUUCCAUAUUGCCAUAAAACUGCUACAGAUUUUUAAAGUUCAAUGGCCAUGAAAAUAUAUCAAAUUAAUAAGUUUUCUUUUUACGGUGUGUAGAAAUUUCCUGUCCUUGAAUUUAUCCAUUGGGCAGUUAAUAAAACUGUUAGUAAAUGCAAUUGGAUUGGAUUAAUUAAAUUGCUCCAUUUGAUUUAUCUAAAAAAAAAUAAACAGGUUACGCUGAAAUAAACACGUCUUGUUUACCACACAGCUGUUCAGGUAAAUCAAGAGACUGAUAAUAUAUAAUUAUAUACUGGUCUCUGGAUAAAUGUAGAUAGACGUUAAUGUUUACUUUGUUUGUUUUUUUUUUAAGUUAUUUGGAGUCAUUCCAGUUCUUUCUACAAAUCCUAAUUACUGAAUCCCAUCACUUCAAAAUCAGUGAUAUGUGCCAAAAUCUUCUUUUAAAUCAAUAAAAAUGAAUAAUUUAACAAUA